AUGGCAGCGCGGGCAAGAGAGCAGAGGACCGGCGAGCUGGGCGGCCGCAUGGCCGAGGAGCUGGCGAGCUGUGGGCCGUCCGGCAGCUGCUGCGGCGGCUGCGGCGGGGCGUCCAGCGUGCAGUGCCUGAUCUGCCUGAGGCGGGGCGUGCGGCCAGCCCCGACGUUCUGCGGGCCGGCGUGCUACCGGGAGCACUGGAAGUCGCACAGGAGGAGCGGCGCGGACGAGAGGAGCCCGUCGUCCAGUCCGGAGUUGAAACCCAGCAGCCCCCUGUCGCAGCCCUCCCCGCCCUCCCACGCCUUCGUGCCCAUCCACUCUGCACCGCCCGCCUCCGCAUCCCCCCUGCACCAGCCCAUGGAUUCCAAGCACCUGCAGCCGCAGGUGCCCAGCGGCCACACACGCCACCUGUCCAGGGGCUCGAUCAGCUGGGGAAAUGGCUACUGGCAGGGUGCGCCAGGCACCUGCCACCCCACGCAGUGGUACCCAGAUGGCAAGUGGGGCCCUGUGCCGGGAGUGGUGUCCUUCCCCAGGGUUGUGGCCCAGGAGCAAGUGGUGGGGCCAGUGGCAGGGUGGAAUGGGUAUGGACCGUCGAGGUAUGUGGACCCCCACUUCAAGUACUGGGGCAACUACUAG
Messenger RNA from Ostreobium quekettii, 633 nucleotides. The record is from the annotation of a GenBank genome assembly. Lineage: Eukaryota; Viridiplantae; Chlorophyta; Ulvophyceae; Bryopsidales; Ostreobiaceae.